Molecule: messenger RNA, 2622 nt
Organism: Mycosarcoma maydis (corn smut)
Lineage: Eukaryota; Fungi; Basidiomycota; Ustilaginomycetes; Ustilaginales
Exons: 1
Coding region: 1-2622 (873 amino acids)
Biological process (GO): monoatomic ion homeostasis; borate transport; monoatomic anion transport
Cellular component (GO): plasma membrane
Molecular function (GO): solute:inorganic anion antiporter activity
Source: RefSeq, a predicted model, not a curated record
AUGAACUCACUCGACGCAGGCUCGGCCCCACCACUGAGCUCUGUACAACAGCGGCAAGAAGGCAGCACUACCAGUACAACACGCAAUUCCCAAGAUGUCGGCACCAUCACUUUGGGAUCCUCCUCACAGACCGUAUCGAACAAUGCACUUACCAAUCGAAACCCAGGUGCAAGGGCAUCUAACACAGAAGAGGACAAUAACGUCAGGAACGCAUCUCGCAGUAGAAGCGACCAUGCACCAUCCGACACCAUGAAGGAGCGUCGCGCUCCAGUCACGUAUCCGCUUUUCAACGGCGACAAGCCAUGGUCGCAAAGGUCCUGGGCGUAUGAGCUGAUGCCCUUCCGCGGCAUGUGGUACGACCUUCGACGCCGCAAACCGUAUCUCGCCAGCGAUUGGAUUGAGGGCUUUGAGCCCAAAAACUGGUGGUUCGUGGUGAACAGUAUCAUCCGCAUGUACUUCAUCAACCUCAUGCCUGCCAUUGCCUACGUCCUUGAUAUGAACUACCGCACCGGCGGAUCAUACGGUGUUAAUGAGGUCAUUUUGGCUUCAGCGCUCGCUGCUAUUGUCUUUUCCAUCUUCUCUGUUCAGCCUUUGACAUUUGUCGGCGUCACCGGUCUAAUCAACCUCGUCAACUACACCCAGUACAACAUUUUCGUCGGCUAUUAUGGCUUUGAUCAACUCAGUUACCUUAGGAUACAGGCCUGGUCGUUGAUCUGGGCAGCUGGCUUCCACUUCAUUGUCGCCAUCUUUAACGUCUGCGACUUUACCCGCUUCAUCACCGACAUGACUUCGGAAACGUUCGGCUUCUACGUGGGUGUCAUCUACAUCCAAAAGGGAAUCGAGCUGCUCAUCGAAGAGUUCGAGCCGCUUCCGCUCGACAACGCAACCGGCUGGCUCUCCGUCACGAUCGCUAUCCUCUUCACUGUGUCCGUAUACUUGGUCGCCAAGGUGGGCAAUACGACUUAUCUACCCUUUAAGGUUCGAAACUUUGUUGCUGGGUACGCCUUUGCUGCUGGCUGCAUCUUCUGGACCGGCUUCAGCCACUUUCCCAAGAACUCGUUGCAGCGUGUUCCGGUCGAACGAGUUCCCAUCACCAAAGCGUUUUUCCCCACAUUGGACAGGCCUUGGUUUAUCGACUUUUGGAACAUUGAGCUCAAGUACGUCUUUGUUGGUGCACCGCUCGGCUUCUUGAUCAUGCUGCUGUUCUACUUUGAUCAUAACGUCAGCAGUGUUAUGGCCCAGGCGAGAAGUUACCCGGUUCGCAAACCAGCGGGCUUUCACUGGGACUUCUUCUUGCUGGGCAUCACCACGCUCGUUUCUGGCUUCCUCGGUCUUCCGGCUCCCAACGGUCUAGUUCCCCAGGCGCCUGUUCACACGGAAACACUGUCGGUAUAUAAGCAGGUCGAAAAACCAAACGCAGACAAACGCAUCGCUCGCGAAACCCUGUCCCGCCGCGCAAGCAAAAUGCGCACUGUCAAACAGCAACACAUUGUCAACGUGCGCGUGGUUGAAAAUCGGCUUUCGCAUCUGAUCAUCGGUCUGCUCACUCUAGGAACAAUGACACGCCCCUUGCUCGUUGUCCUUGGAACCAUGCCACGCGCCGUCUUCGCAGGGAUCUUUGUGCUUGUCGGAUGGGCAUCCAUUGAACGCAACAGUAUCACUCUACGCACCUUGGCUAUCUUCAGAGAUCGACAACUCGCUCCGCCCAACGAACCGCUCAACACCAUCCGUCGAAGCAAGAUCGCGCUUUUCGUCAGCAUUCAAUGGCUCUUUGCUGCCAUGACGAUCGCAAUCUCUGCCACGAUUGCUGGAAUCGGCUUCCCCGUCCUCAUCACGCUGCUCAUUCCCGUAAGGUACUAUCUGGUUCCGCGAUGGUUCAGCCCAUUGGAGUUGAAGAUCCUGGAUGCGCCAACAGCCGAUGCGGAUGGCGUACUUGCCUCGUUGGGCCACGAACCGGAGCGUGUCACCGGACGCGGAGUCGAGAUUGCGCUCGAUACGAAGAUCGCCGGUACGCUGUACCAUAAGAAGUCGCUCGACGAAGAGUCGGACGACCAAGACGAUCAAGAUGAUCAAGACGAGGGAGACGUGGGAGCGGAAAAGUCAGCAUCGCAGUUCCGUGACGAAUAUUCGAAGCACCAGCGGUCGCCUGAUGAUGAAGAGGCUCGUCUCAGUGGUGCAGGCGGCAGCAUCGAAAUGACGAGACGAAAACAGUCGACGUCGGAUGAGAAUGUACACUUGGAGGGUGCUGCGAUGGCAUCGGGAGAUGAACUUCGAGAAGAAGCGAAUGAGGAAGUUGAAGCUAGUAAUUCUCAGCGAGUUCUCAAAGUAGGGGAAAGAUCUGAUGUACCUGCAGUGGAACGACCUGCAAUAGCCCAACAGCACCACGACUUGUCGGACACCAGACCUUCUGCAGCAGGCCAGAACGACACCACUGCGACGACAUUUGCAGAUACCCCAGCAGCGACUGGCUCGCACUUUGCGGAAGUAGUCUCUGCACCUUCUCCUUUGAGUACAGCCAAGCGGCUUGGGCGUCGCUACGUCCUAGUAGAGAACCCUUCGAGAGGUGCAGGCGUGCCUGCAUCGCCCGUGCAGUGGCGCCAGGGCGACGAACCGCAGCAGUAG